Messenger RNA from Penicillium egyptiacum, 1356 nucleotides. The record is from the annotation of a GenBank genome assembly. Lineage: Eukaryota; Fungi; Ascomycota; Eurotiomycetes; Eurotiales; Aspergillaceae.
AUGGAACACUCCGUCGACUUAUGGGAGAGGUUUGUGGGUGAAAAUGAAAAGGUUGAGUUUGUCUGGCUGCAGUUUCUUUCCUACACCUCGAAUGCGCUCGUCCGCAUUAUCCCCCGAGCCAAAUUUGCGGACAUGCUCAAGCAAGGACAGUUGCUCUCCAUGACCCGAGCAAUCCUUCACCUCCUUCCUGGAGAUCGCCUCGCCGAGGGGGCCAGUACCUCUGGCAAGCUCCAUCUUCGUCCCGAUAUCAGCACCGCUUACUGCCAAGCCGGCUCGAAUGGCACUCGCGCAGUCAUUAACGUGGACUGUGUGGACGAAAACGGAGUUCCAAUCGGGGAAUGCGCGCGGGCGAAAUUAGAGGAUCUACACCAGAUUCUCAAGCGGGAGAUGGGAUGUGGCUUGCUUGUUGGGUUCGAGGUGGAGGUCAUGUUUAUGCGACCCAAACAGGAAGGUGGAGUCACUGUCGACUACGAACCUAUGAAUUUCCAGCAUGCGUUCACGAGCAUGACUCCCGAAGAUCGAACCUAUCUAGAUCUCAUCGAGGCUGUCGCCCGGGCCUUGUCCACAGUGGACAUCGCCCUAGAGCAGUUCCACGCCGAGGCUGGCCCUGGCCAGUGGGAGUUCGUGCUGCCACCUGCAGAACCACUGCGGGCCGUCGACACUCUGCUACGGGCUCGUGAGACCAUCAUGCAUGUUGCCCGGACUUUCGGAUUCCGGGCGACGGUCUCAACACAGCCUAUCCCCCAGCAAGCGUGCAACGGAGCCCACGUCCAUCUAUCUGUCAACGCACUGGGCAAUGACAAGAGAAAUGGAUCCAAAGAGUUAAUACAGAAGGCGGAGUCCUUUUUCGCAGGAAUCAUGCGGCAUUUGUCUGCCAUUCUGGCCUAUUCGCUGCCGAGCGACAUCAGCUACGGGCGCAUCGCAACUGGGAUCUGGAGUGGAGGCGAGUAUGCCGCGUGGGGCUGGGAAAACAAGGAGGUGGCCCUGCGGCGGAUCCAGCAGAACAGGUUCGAAAUAAAGUUGGUGGACGGCCUGGCGAACCCGUAUUUGGUAUUAUGCGCACUACUUACCGCUGGUAUCAGCGGGAUGCGAGAAAAAUUACCGCUUACAGGAGGAAAUUGUGACAAGGCUGCUGCUCGCAUGUCCGUCGAGGAGCGAGAGACCCUGGGAGUCAAAGACCUGUUGCCCAUCACCCUGGACGGGAGUCUGGCGGCCCUAGAAGGAGAUAGUCAGAUGCAAGAUCUGAUGGGACCGAUCAUUGUUUCGUCAUACGUUAGCCUGAAGAAAGGCGAGGCCGAGUUCCUCCGUGCGAUGGAUGACGAUCAGCGCCGGAUUUGGCUGAUUGCGAGAUACUAG